Messenger RNA from Scheffersomyces coipomensis, 1344 nucleotides. RefSeq lists its product as uncharacterized. NCBI's taxonomy places the organism in Eukaryota, Fungi, Ascomycota, Pichiomycetes, Serinales, Debaryomycetaceae. The record is from RefSeq and is a predicted model, not a curated record. The transcript has a single exon. Bases 290 to 1087 code for a protein of 265 amino acids.
CGAUCAGUCCAUUUUAAAACAAACAUUCCCUUUAAAUCCUAAUCUACACAUUCUUUUUCCCCCAUCAAUUUUAUUAAAUUAAAGUCACCACCACCAUAUCAAACCUUUAGUACCUUUUUACCACUUGCCACUACGAUAAACCACAAUAAUAAUAAUUAUAAUAAUAAUAAUUAUAAAAAUAAAUUAAUAUUUUUCUAUCUCCAUAAAAAGAUUUAAAGUUAUAUUUAUUUAUUUAUUUAUUCGUUUAUUUUGUUUGUUUUCUUUUCCCUUUUGCCAUUUAAAUUAUAGUAUGAUUUAUUUCGAAGCUAAUAUAACUACAACAAUUCCAACUUCUCCAAGCAUGUAUUCAAAUAGCAACAACAAUAAUCAACAAUACUUAGGUGAUUACUCAUAUCAUCAACAACAAGCACAAGCACAACAACAACAACAGCAACAACAACAAAUUCCUUCUGUACCUGGUGCAAAUGCCGCCCCUCCAACCACAAAUACAACUACUUCGAUUCAACAACAACUGCCUCGAGAUCAACUAGUACAACCAAGCACCAGUCAACAACAAUCUCAUACUAUCUUACCACCUCCGGCUACCGGUUCAACUACAGCCACCUCUGGUACUGCUACUGUUGCUACCGGAGCUACAUCUGCUGGAUCGUAUCAUUAUCAACCAACUACAAGUGGAUCAAGUUCCAUAAGUGGUACUAUACAAACCAAUCCAAACAUUACUAAUAAAUUUUCGGCUCAAGAUGUUCAAAUAUUAAAACAAUUAUUAGUAGCUGGUGAAAAACAUAAAUGGAAACAAAUCACUAAAGAAAUUAAUCAAUCAUCAUCUCAAAAUAUUGCUAUUUCUCAAAAUCAUCAACAUCAACAAGAAAUUGAUCCUCAAUAUGCAACUCAAUCUCCAAAACCUCAAGCUAAGAAUGUAUCUCCAACUUUUGUUAUAAAACAAUAUCAAACUCUUUUAGGAUUACCUAAUAAUUCUCUUUAUUUCGGUACUCUUGGAAGUUCUUUGCCUUAUGUUACUGCUCCAAAUGGUUGGGAAGAAAUUGUUGAUCAAGGAUAUCAUAAUUUCGGUACUGAUGAUAUUGAAUAGAAAAAAAAAGAAUAGUCCAAAAGAAUACUAUUACAAAGAAAAUGAAUGCUAAGGAAAGAUUAUUGACAAUAGAAUAACUGGACAUUUUCACUCUGUUGUCGUUUAUGGAUUGUUUUUUUAUUUUUGUGUUGGGGAGUUAUGUCUGUAAUAAUAACUAUGUUAAUCUGUUUGUUAAUUGUUUGAUUUGAUUUGGGGGUGAGUUUCAAUUGCUCCCGGUGUCGUUUGGUUAAGCUUGUUAAUCAAUGUCACAAAUAUUA